AUGCACGACUCUUUUGCCACGCCGUCGGCACCCUUCUGGCGGCCGGCGUUGCCACAAUCUCGCCGCGCUAGUCCUCCGCCAUCGACACUGUCGCCUAGCCGUCCGCGGACCAAAAUUACCGAGAUGAUCUUUUGUACCUCGAUCCGGGAGCGCCCCGAGUGGGCAUCGGUCGUUCCUAUAUUCCAAGCCGUGCCAGCUGAGCCUCGAUGGGAGACAGCGCGACUGAGCUCGCAUGAUCUUGCUGUGCGCGUAGCGUCGGAGGGGAUUGGUGCUGGCGCUCACGGCUCCAGCGAUACCAUCCGAUUCCUCCUUGUCGCUCCAGGCGAUGUAGGCCAACUGGAAUCAGCCAAAAAACUCCAACGGCUUGCGCAACGGAAGAACGGCCCUGACAGUGUUGUUAUUUUUCUCCUCUCGCGGGGCGAUGGUGAGGGACACAACAUGAUGGCCUACAAACAGUUGCAACUCGACCUCCGGGACAUGGACCUGUCCAUCUUGCCAUUGACUGCUGUUGCAGCUUUACCAGCAACAGUGGCCGCAUUUUGUAGUCAGCUCACGAUACCGUCGCGGUUCGAUCAAGACAAUCACAACAAUACCUUGCAAAACUUGGUGCGCAUGUACUUUGGAGGUCCGUUGCCAUUGUCGAUCGAAGGCGCAAAGAGGCUGAUUGCUGCAACGGCAGCGUCUGCAAAACGACCCGAAACUACUUUGCAGGACGUGAUCCGCUUCUGCUCUGACUUUAGAGGCCGAAGCCCGCAUCAACUUGCAGAUAUAUUGGGGUCGGAGGAUGCCUCCCGCUUGGCCGACUUUUAG
Messenger RNA from Sporothrix schenckii 1099-18, 810 nucleotides. RefSeq lists its product as uncharacterized. The record is from RefSeq and is a predicted model, not a curated record. The transcript is spliced from 3 exons. The coding region runs from base 1 to 810 and encodes 269 amino acids. NCBI's taxonomy places the organism in Eukaryota, Fungi, Ascomycota, Sordariomycetes, Ophiostomatales, Ophiostomataceae.